UUAAAAAUUUUUUAUUAUUUUUGAUGAUUUUAAAUUUUUAUACGUAAAUAAAAUUUUAAAAAAUCUUGAAAAUUGUUUUCAGUUUGAUUUUGAAAUUUUUUUUUCAAAUUUUCUUUUUCUUUUGAAUCCUAACCUAAAAAAUUUAUUUUCAAAGUAAUUAUAAAAUUUUUGACUAAAAAGCAGCGGCCACGUGGUCUAGAAUAAAUUGAAAUAAUUGCUGGGUCACGCAAACCAAAUUUUUAAAAAAUAGAAAUCGAAAAACGCAAAAAUGUCAAAAAUUUUGAGCGCUAAAAUUGGCCCGUCGAUUUUGAACGCCGAUUUAUCAAUUUUGUAUGAAGAAUCGGUUAAAUUGAUAGACAAUGGUGCUGAUUAUUUGCAUCUUGAUGUAAUGGAUGGUCAUUUUGUGCCGAAUUUAACUUUUGGUCACCCGGUGGUAAAAUGCCUGAGAAAAAAAAUAAAAAAUGUUUUCUUUGAAACCCAUAUGAUGGUUUCGAAACCCGAUCAGUGGAUCGAGCCAAUGGCUGAUGCUGGUGUUGAUCAGUACACUUUUCAUGUCGAGCCUGUUGAAGAUGUUGGGGCUGUUUGUAGGAAAAUUAAAGAAGCUGGGAUGAAGGUUGGUGUGGCAUUGAAACCUGGUACGGAAGUGGAUGUUGUUACGGAAUACAUUGAGCUAGCAGAUAUGGUGUUAAUAAUGACAGUGGAGCCAGGGUUUGGAGGACAAAAGUUUAUGGAGAACCAGAUGGUGAAAGUUAAAUGGCUGAGAGACAAUUAUCCUGGUUUGGAUAUUGAAGUUGAUGGUGGAGUAGGUCCUAAUACUAUUGACAUGUGUGCCAAGGCCGGAGCAAAUAUGAUCGUUUCCGGUACUGCUGUAAUAGGAUCUGCAGACCAACGUAAAGUUAUGUCGAGUAUGAAACAAACAGUAAAUGAAUACUUAAAUAAUUGAUAACGAUAAUGGGUAUAUUUUAUAUUUUCUGGGAAUAAAAUUUUAUUUUUCAAUUUUAAA
Molecule: messenger RNA, 1003 nt
Organism: Microplitis mediator
Lineage: Eukaryota; Metazoa; Arthropoda; Insecta; Hymenoptera; Braconidae
Gene: Rpe
Product: ribulose-phosphate 3-epimerase
Exons: 5
Coding region: 269-943 (224 amino acids)
Biological process (GO): pentose-phosphate shunt, non-oxidative branch; pentose-phosphate shunt; carbohydrate metabolic process
Cellular component (GO): cytosol
Molecular function (GO): D-ribulose-phosphate 3-epimerase activity; metal ion binding
Source: RefSeq, a predicted model, not a curated record